GAUGAGUUUUUUCGGAUACCGUCGAGAGCUCAGUAAGUACGAAGAUGUGGACGAGGACGAGCUCUUGGCCUCGCUCAGCCCGGAGGAGCUGGCCGAGCUGGAGAAGGAGCUGGCGGACAUCGACCCUGAUGCCAACGUGCCCAUUGGACUCAGACAGAGAGACCAGACGGACAAGAGCCCGACCGGCACGUUCAGCAGAGAGGCUCUGAUGAAGUACUGGGAGAACGAGACACGCAGACUGCUGGAGGACGAGAUAUGUGGAGGAGACCUCAAAGCGGAUGAAGAGCAACAGGAGUGUGUGACUGAAGAAAACAGCGAAGAGGAGGAUGAAAAAGAUGAUGAAAAUGAGAAAGAACAGAAAAUAUAUGAAAAGAACGAGACAGAGGAAGAAGAGGAGAAUGAGGAGGAGGAGAGCGAAGAAGAGGAGGAAGCUGUGACAGAAGAGGAAGAGGAUGAAGAUGAGGAGGAGAAACAGAACACAUUAAAAGUUGAACCCUCAAAGGACUGUGGUGAGCAGACGUGGCAGCCCGAGGCAGCGGCGCUACUCAAACCUCAGAGGGCGGAGCCUGUGAGGAGAACCCCGCCCCCGCCUCCAGCCCCGCCCCCGCCCGCGGACGCCAGCGCCACUGGAAACCCGACCGUCGUUGACGAAGCUCUGCAGCGGGUUCUCAACGACGACCCCGAACUCACCGAGGUCAAUCUCAACAACAUCGACGACAUCUCACAGGACACCCUCAUCAGAUUUGCAGAGGCGCUGAGGGCCAACACGCACGUGCGAGUCUUCAGCCUGGCCAACACUCACGCCGAUGACCCCGUGGCCCUGGCCAUCGCCAAGAUGCUGAGGGAGAACUCGUCCGUCGUCAGUCUCAAUAUAGAGUCCAACUAUGUGACGGGGAAGGGCGUGAUGGCGCUGGUGCAGGCGCUUCCAGGAAACAACACCCUGACGGAGCUUCGCUUCCACAACCAGAGACACAUGUGCGGAGGACAGGUGGAGAUGGAGAUGGUGAAGAUUCUGAGGGAGAACUGCACCCUGAUCAAGCUGGGCUACCAGUUCAACCUGCCGGGCCCCAGGAUGAGCAUGACGGGCAUCCUGACCAGAAACCAGGACCGCCACAGGCAGAGGCGGCUGCAGGAGCAGAGGCAGCAUCAGGGGGGGGCGGAGGGGGCCGUGAACCCCCGGACCUUCGCACUGAGGGCCACGCCCACUUCCUCACCUUACUCCUCCCCCAGAUCCUCUCCCUGGUCCUCGCCUAAACUACCUCGGAGCGACCCGGCCAAGAAGCAGACCCCCCCCGCUCCCCCUCCGCCGCCCCCUCCCCCGCCGCCGCCACCACCGCCGCCGCCCCCUCCCCCGCAGCGCCAGAAGCCGGCGCCCACCAGGAUGAUCGCCGAGGUCAUCAAGGCCCACGAGGCGGGCGGCAGGAAGCCGGCCAAGGCGAAGGGGAGGAAGGGCAAGAAGGGCAAGCGGGCCGAGGCGGACGAGACCAGCAGCAUCCUCAAGGAGCUGAAGAGCGCCCUGAGGCCCGUGUCGGUGGAGCGGAGGGGCGAGGAGGGAAGCAGGCCCUCCACGCCCAUGAGGUCGGCCCACGACCAGCUGAUGGAGUCCAUCCGGAACAGCAGCACGCGCAGCCUGAGACGGGUGGAACUCCCACAUUAUCUGCAAUAACACCAGCAGAGAGCAGAGCUGUUUAUUGGUUGCUGUGGAAAUCUGCAUAAUGACGACGAUGGAGUGACCAAUGAUGAAGAGUUGGAAACAUGACAGCAUGACUGUGGAGGCACAAAGCGAAUACUCAUGAAAGCUAAAUAUGCUGGAAGCUUGCACUGUAAUAGAAGCUUUACAUUUGGACAAUGUUCAUGCAUAUUUGUAUUUUCAUUUCAAAGAGUUCACUGAACUGUUUUCUAUUUCACUGUUUGUGUAAAAUUGUAAAUAUCUGCUAAAUUUGGAGUUUAUAAUA
Molecule: messenger RNA, 1955 nt
Organism: Betta splendens (Siamese fighting fish)
Lineage: Eukaryota; Metazoa; Chordata; Actinopteri; Anabantiformes; Osphronemidae
Gene: lmod2b
Product: leiomodin 2 (cardiac) b
Exons: 6
Coding region: 2-1666 (554 amino acids)
Biological process (GO): myofibril assembly; pointed-end actin filament capping; muscle contraction
Cellular component (GO): myofibril; striated muscle thin filament
Molecular function (GO): tropomyosin binding
Source: RefSeq, a predicted model, not a curated record